This is a messenger RNA of Diachasmimorpha longicaudata, 4935 nucleotides long. RefSeq lists its product as uncharacterized. Bases 210 to 4859 code for a protein of 1549 amino acids. Gene Ontology annotation, biological process: response to starvation; autophagy. The transcript is spliced from 7 exons. Gene Ontology annotation, molecular function: protein binding. Lineage: Eukaryota; Metazoa; Arthropoda; Insecta; Hymenoptera; Braconidae. The record is from RefSeq and is a predicted model, not a curated record. Gene Ontology annotation, cellular component: cytoplasm.
ACCAACAUCGCCAAGCAGUCCCCCCUUACCCUCCUCCAACAACUCAACAACACAAGCCCCUGGCCUGUCAGUCGGUCGCACUAUGACGCAGUAGAAGGCCGCGAUUCUAGAAAGCUAUUGUGUGCGAGUUGGUGGUCAAAUUGUUCAACAAUCAUCACCAACAAUGACGAUUCAACAAACCUGAGACAGGAAGAGCCGAUGCUAAAAAAAUGUCGGCAGACUCGCCUAGAAGGGGGCUGCACAAGGGUGCCCAAGUGAUAUCGCCCCAGCCAAUAAGUGACAGAUCGAUAAUCGAUAGUGUAGCUGGUAUCAUCAACGACAUUGUGCCCCAAGCCUACACCAGUGUUCCAAAUUCGGAGGCCAAGGAGACCAUUACCUGGGCGAGAUUCGAAUAUGGCGACGUUAACGAUCCAUCCCUCUUUCCUGAUUACAUCGAGGGAUCUAGCACACCCCCAUUGCUUCUCGUAUUAGGGUAUGCAACAGGGGUUCAGGUCUGGAUAAUAUCAGCAUCUGGUGAAGCGACUGAGGCAUUGUCCUGGAGGCAGGGGGUCGUUCGCACCCUUAGAAUUCUCCCCGAUCCUCUGACGGACGACGAUCAUCCUGAUCCGUAUGUGAAGAAACGGCCGAUUGUUGCCAUUUGUGAUUCUGCUGGGCCAGGACCCCAAUUCUGCAGUGUUAGUUUUAUAUCGCUGAAGACUGGGGAACAGACCAAGAGCAUCAAAUUCAAGAAUCCUGUCUGCGAUGUCCUGGCGAACAAGAGAUCGGUGGUCGUUACAUUUUCGGAGAAAAUCGCUGUCUUUGAUGCUCGAACAUUUGACGAUGUUCUCACCGUCACCACGUGCUACCUGAGCCCUGGACCCAAUCCUAAUCCUGUGGCACUGGGAACGAGAUGGCUGGCAUACAGUGAAAAAAAAUUAUUGCCUGCUCGUCGUAGCAGUGGUGGUAGUGAAGGUGAGGGUGUCCAGAGUUACACAGCAGCUGUCUUGUACGCAGCAAAAUCCCUGGGAAAGGGCCUCCGAGGUCUGGGUGAAACAGUGGCGUCAAGCUUAACUGGAUCAACAGCACCACCAAUUCCUGUUAACAAUGCUGCUGUCGAUGUAACCCAGCCAGGUGUCGUGACAAUUCUAGAUCUUCAAGCAGCCAAAGAGGAGAAGGAAUUUGAUGAUCCAACGAUCGAGACUGUUGUCGCUCAUUUUACAGCACACAGUGACGCCAUUGUUGCCAUGACAUUUGAUGAUACUGGUGCUAUUCUCAUGACAGCUGAUCGCAGGGGACAUGAUUUCCACGUUUUUCGUAUACAACCACAUCCUGGUGGGCCAACUCUAGCUGCUGUUCAUCAUCUUUAUGUUCUUCACAGAGGUGAUACAACUGCCAAAGUACAGGAUAUGGUAUUCUCCAGUGAUACCAGAUGGGCAGCUGUUUCAACUGUCAGGGGAACAACUCAUGUUUUUCCAGUAGCACCUUAUGGUGGUGCUGUUGGUAUGAGAACUCAUUCAACACCACAUGUUGUCAACAGAUUGUCCAGAUUUCAUAGGAGUGCUGGAUUGACUGAUGAUGGAACUAGAUCACAUUCACCAGUUUCACAUACGGAAAUUCCAGUUUCUGGAUAUCCUUAUUCUAAUCCGAGACUUCCUCCGUAUCCACAUCCGACUAUUUUACAUCCACUUGCUCAGAUACGUCAACCAUCGACACUCAAUCACAGUAACAAUCAGAUACAGUUGGGUCGACCUCAGCAGAGACAGCGCCUGCAUUCGGACGACAAUGGUACAUUACCAUUGAAAAUCUGUGCUUGUUUUGCACCACCACGAGCCUGGAUAUACUCUCAACGUGACUCAACAAGUAAAGUGUCAAAACGAGCUGUUGAUUCAUUGUUUAUAAUGGCAUGUCAUGGUAAUAUGAUUCAGUACGACUUAGAACCAAAACCAGCAGCAGGAAUCCCCAAGGAGAAGGUCUGCGAUGAUACGAUGAUAGAGCUGGAGGUGGAGGCCAAGGGUCAGUGGCCAUUGCUCAGAAUACCAAACUCCUUGGAGAUUAUUCCCCCAUUACCAUCAUCGAGUCAUCUCCUGUCCUACUCGGGCUCACCCAAGAGAACGAGGCAGAUGGACACGGCUGAGGAUCGUUGGUUGAGCCAAGUGGAGAUUGUCACUCACGCUGGACCACACAGGAGACUCUGGAUGGGGCCACAAUUCGUAUUCAAGACUUACAACGCUCCCAGUGGUGUGAAUUUGGUGGAAUCUGAGGCUGUGGAGAUCGGUGUCACUGGAGGAUCACGACCUGCGAGGUCAAAUCCUGUUAACAUGCCUCAUGCAGCUCCUAGGCCUUUGGUGCCAGUUGUUAUUGAUGGAUCCGGAAGUAGUUACGAGCAAUCCCCAAGGUUUGUGGAAGCCUAUGGUGAUCCCCUGGAGAACGAAACCAUGGACAUGGGUAAUGGUGAGAAUCAGCUCCGUGAGGACCUCGCCGAAGCUAUGAUUGAACCACCACCUCUGACAAAUCGUGUUCCCGGGAGGCGAUUGGUAGUUGAGAGGGUGGGACAGCCAGUGACAAAGGUGGUCAACCCCCUUGGUACAGUGAUAACAGUUAUGGCGGAUGAAGAUGAUGCGUCCUCAUCACAGGAAUUUGAUGACGAUACAAUAGCUGAGGGCCCAAGAAGUGUUUGCGCCGAAGAGGGACCAGCAUCCCUUAACGAUAUCGAUACAGAUGUCAAUCCACUUCGUAAUUUAACGGAAAUAUGCGCUGAAAUGAGAUCAGCAAGUGAACCAGCAAUUGAUAAUGUACCUGAUGAUGAAAUACGUGAUGUCAAAGAGCACAAACAAUUGUGCGUUGAGGCAGCAUCAAUGACAUCAGACAGCUGUAUCAUUGAUUAUCAUAGGGAUUCAUUCAGAGAUGUACCAACAAGUUUGAGCCUCUGUGUUGAGCAAGGUGAGAUACCAAGGAGUCCAAUGACACUGGCACGUGAAAAUUCAUGGAUUAAAAAAUCAUCAAAACGUGAGGAUGAUGUACAUGAACGAAGUAUUGCUGCUGCUAAAUACGUUGUUAAUUAUGAUGACGAUAGUAUUGUACUUAUGGAGAAUAAAACAACAGAGUUUGAUAAAUAUUGUGAUGAGCCUGAGCCAGAGAAGAUUAAUAUGAGAUUGGGUUUAACAGUCGGUAAGAGAAAUAAGAAGAAAAAUUCAGUUGUGCCAAAGUAUCGUCUGCAGGAGCACGAGGACAGUGUCAUUAUUGAGGAUACAACGGUGAUUAAGAAGAUGGAUGUGAAAGUUGUGGAGUCAGUUGUUGAUACUGAACAUGAACCAGUGAUGGAGAAGGUUGUGGAGACAGUUGGGGAUACUGAAGAUAUGAUUGUUGAGAGAAGUGAUCAGACGAUUGAUAAUUUUAUUGAACUCAAGGCCCUUGAAGCACUCACUGAUGAGGAUUAUCCACCUGGGACUGAACCAAUGGAUGCUUCUGUAUCAAGUUUGGGUAAGAUUAAUCUACCACUGGAGAUGCCUGUUCUGGAUGACUUCAACUGCAUGGAUUAUCACAUUAUCGAGCCCAAUAUCUUCAACAAGGAGACUUAUCAUGUUUCUGAUGAUGAUAUCGAGCACAUAAGUUCGGAAAUUGUUGUUGAAUUUGUGGAUACGAAGCUCGAGCGGUUUGAGAAACUCGAUAAUAUUCAGGAUUACGAUAUAUCACCGGUGAGACACAGAAAGGGUAGCAAGAGCACUAUUUCUGAUGAUGAUAUUGAACAUAUACAGGCGUCGGAGAUAACAGAAUUAUUGGAGCGUGCCAAGUCAUUUGCGAUGGAGCGCGAUGACUUUGGUAGAAAAGGAGUUCUGUCUGAUGAUGAUUUGGAGCAUGUUUCGAGUGCAGAGAUACCGGUGGAUGUACCACAAUCACCAACACUCUGUCCAUCAUCACCACCAGUCGAUAGUAAAUCCCCAGAGCCACUUGACAAACCACCACCGAUGAGAUAUCGUGGCUCGAGAAAACGAAAGGACGUUGUUGUCAUUGAUUCUGAUCCAGCAGAGGCCGAAGUGACAGUCAUUGUGAACUCUCUGGAGACACCCAGUGUCUGGAAUAAGAGUAAGAGCCCAGACAAGGAUCUCACCGAGGAUGUUGACAGGUGUAAUGAGCCAAAAACUGAUCAGAAUUCGUCGCAGAGUCUUCCCAAGAAGACACGAGUCAGAACACCAAAGGCAGGACAAAUUCCAAAAGUCUCUAAUGUCAUUGAGAUCAUUGAUAUCGAUGCUAUGCAGAAAGCUGAUAUGGAGAUUGCUGGACCACCACCACCAGAAUGCAAGAUUUUAGACGGUUUUGGUGACAUGUCGAUGAGAAUGAAGAAGUCCAGGAGGAAGAAGGUACCUUCUGCUGAUGGUGAAGCAUCUUCCAAGGCAGAUGUCACUGAGAACAAUUGGGAGAACCUUCACAAGCCGAGAAUCGAGGAGCAGAGGGAUGUGGUGCAGGUGGAUGAGGAAAAGGUCAACAGAGAGAGGUGUGAUGACACUGGACAGGGGGAUAAGAGUAUCAAGAAGAGGGGAAAGAAGACUGUUAACUCGGUCAAUGAUAUCAACUCUGGCUCAGGAUCAGAAACUGGUGGCUCUGGGGGUGGUGAGGGGGAACAGGGGGUGGGUGAUGAGGGGGGGAAGGGGGGUGAGGUGUGCAGUGAGGAUAAGGGAAUGAAACAGAGUGAUUCCGAUCAGGAUAAUCAACCGGAAAUCUCUAGCUCACCCGAUGAUCUCAAUGCUAAUGUUGUGCCUAUGGAUACUGAGGAGGAUAGUGGUGUUAAAGAUGUCAAUGAUAAAAAUCAGUUGACAGCGUCACCGUCUUGGUCGACUGUUUCUAAGAAAAAUUGUAGAUCGAAGAAGAAAAAGAGGAGAUGAGUGGAGGACUGCGUAGACAUGCCUAGGGCGAGCCUUGCUCUUUAUAUUCUUCUCUUGCAAGUUACGGGGGUUGAUU